Oreochromis aureus is the source of this 5891-nucleotide messenger RNA. RefSeq names its product ELKS/Rab6-interacting/CAST family member 1-like. Gene Ontology annotation, biological process: regulation of synaptic plasticity; neuromuscular synaptic transmission; maintenance of presynaptic active zone structure. Gene Ontology annotation, cellular component: cytoskeleton of presynaptic active zone. NCBI's taxonomy places the organism in Eukaryota, Metazoa, Chordata, Actinopteri, Cichliformes, Cichlidae. Gene Ontology annotation, molecular function: structural constituent of presynaptic active zone. The transcript is spliced from 22 exons. Bases 599 to 4045 code for a protein of 1148 amino acids. The record is from RefSeq and is a predicted model, not a curated record.
AGCAGAGCGGUGGGGAAGCCACCAGUGGUAGAGCUGGCAAAGACGGAAAAGAGGGAAAGAUAGAGGAGAUAGACAAGAGACGGAGAGGAAACGGCAACACAGCCCGAGACAGAGCGUUUCACCUCGUUUCACCGUCCGCCACCACACGCCACUUUAACCCCUGACAGCAGCAGAAUAACUGAAGAGUGUAUGUGACUGGCCUUUUUUUUUCCCUUCUUCUCUUUUCUUUUUUUUCCACACAGACCUUAUUUCACAACCGAGGGCAGGGACGUUAACACAGCCGCAGUGAACCCAUCAUCCAAGCCCUUGUUGACUGCCUCGCUUGCUUUAUCCAAAGGGAUGCCCUAUUGAUUCCUACUUUCUAACAAAGCCCAUGGAUUACAGCGAGGAUGUUGAGAAGGCCUUGAUCACAGCUGCAACACCAUUAUGACAUAUUUCAAGUCAAAAAGAGCCCAAGUUGAAGACUGACUGAUUUUUUUUGUGGGGGACAUCCAUCUUACUUUUAAAAAAAAAUUUUGAGCAUGUUUUUCUUUGAUUAAGUUGAUUUACUUGUUCGAUCACUCACAUCUCUGUAGUGCACGCCACUCUUCCUGUCACCAUGUACGGCAGUUCCCGUUCCGUCUCAAAGCUGGAUGUUGUUGGAUCCAAUGGGAAUGGGUCAGCGUCUGGGAGUCCCGGUCGCUCCCCACGCCUGCCUCGCUCCCCACGUUUAGGACACCGGCGAAACAGCAGCAGCAGCUCCACUGGAGGACUUACAGGCACUGGUAAAACCUUAUCCAUGGAGAAUAUUCAGUCUAUUAAUGCUGCCUAUGCAACUGGUGGUCCCAUGUACUUCACUGACACAGCUGAAGACCCGGUCGGCGUUGGGAGUCUGAGCAGUGGGUUGAAUCCCUCGCUGCCCAAAAGCACCAUGACCCUGGGGAGGGCUGGGGCCAGGGUCCCCUAUGGGGUCAGAGCGGCUGUAAUGGGGAGUAGUCCUAAUAUAAACUCUGGAGGAGGAGGAGGAGGUGGAAGUGGAGCGCUUGUACCCAGUGAUGCAAUAGCGUUCGGUGGGGAAAUGCAAAACCAGUCUCCACAGGCGGCUACUGUGCCUCACUCUAUGAGACAGGUGAGAGAAGGAGCAAUGUCAGACCUUCAGACUCAGUUGAGAGAAGUGCUGAGGGAGAACGAACUGCUGCGCAGAGACCUAGAGGCCAAAGAGUCCAAGUUGAGUUCUUCUAUGAACUCCAUUAAGACGUUCUGGAGUCCAGAGCUGAAGAAAGAGAGAGCGCUGAGGAAGGAUGAGGCCACAAAGAUGGCUGUCUGGAAGGAACAGUACAGAGUCGUACAGGAAGAAACACAGCAUCUUCAGUGCACCAUCCAGGCUUUACAAGAUGAGCUCAGAAUCCAGCGCGAUCUCAACCAGCUCUUCCAAUCCGAUUACUCCGGCCUCGGAAGCCAGCCCAUUUCCCCUCAAGAAAUGACAGAGGAGAACUUCUUGCGCCUCCAUGCCGAGUAUGAGAGGCAAGCCAAAGAGCUCUUCCUCCUGAGGAAGACUGUUGAAGAAAUGGAGUUGAGGAUAGACACACAGAAACACACACUAACUGCCAGGGACGAGUCAAUCAAGAAGUUACUGGAAAUGUUGCAGAGUAAAGGCCUGUCAUCUCGGGCAACCGAGGAGGAUCAUGAGCGAACGAGGCGACUGGCCGAUGCUGAGAUGACCAUCCACCAAUUGGAGGGUCUGCUGGAGCAAAAAGACAAGGAGAUGCUACAACUCAGAGAGGAGCUGCACAGGAGAUACGAAGCAGCUCCAGAAUCAACAAAGACCAAGGCCCUGCAGACAGUCAUCGAAAUGAAGGAUGCAAAAAUCAGCUCGUUGGAGCGUGGCAUGAGAGAGCUGGAAGAGGAGGUGAUGAUGCUGAAAUCCAAUGGCGCUCUGAGCAGUGAAGAGAGGGAGGAGGAGAUCAAACAGAUGGAGGUCUACAGAUCCCACUCCAAGUUCAUGAAGAACAAGGUUGAGCAGCUGAAGGAAGAGCUAACUCACAGCGAGUCAGAGAAGGAGGAACUAAGGCAACGAGCCAAUGAGCUUCAGCAGGAGGUGUCGGCAAUGGAACAGGCCAAGCAAGAGCUGAGCCGUAAGGACAGCGAGCUGCUGGCUCUCAGGACCAAACUGGACACUCUGAACAAUCAGUUUUCUGACAGCAAACAACAUGUGGAUGUUCUCAAAGAGUCACUAACCGCCAAGGAACAGAGAGCUGCCAUACUACAGACUGAGGUGGACGCCCUGCGUCUCCGACUGGAGGAGAAGGAGUCGCUCCUCUCUAAAAAGAGUCAGCAGAUAUCAGAGCUGACGGAGGAGAAAAGCACUCAGCAAGGAGAGAUCACUGACCUCAAAGACAUGAUGGACGUCAAGGAACGCAAAGUUAAUGUUCUACAGAAGAAGAUAGAGAACCUCCAGGAUCAACUGAGGGAUAAAGAAAAACAGCUGAGUGGCUUGAAAGACAGAGUCAAGUCUCUGCAGACAGACACCUCAAACACAGACACUGCACUGGGAACGCUGGAGGAGGCUCUGGCUGAGAAGGAGCGAAUCAUCGAGCGGUUGAAGGAGCAGCGGGAAAGGGAGGAGAGGGAAAAGGGGGAGGAAGUGGAGACCAGCAAGAAGGAGCUGAAAGAACUGAGGGAGAAAGUCUCCCAGCUGCAGGCUGAACUGGCUGACCGUGAGACAUCAGUGUUGGAUCUCAAAGAGAAGGCUUCCUCUUUGGCCUCCUCGACUCUCAAGAAGGACAACAGGCUGAAAAGUUUGGAAAUAAAUCUGGAGCAGAAGAAAGAGGAGUGCAUCAAGCUGGAGAACCAACUAAAGAAGGCUCAGAGUGCAGCGGCAGAGUCUCAGGCCAACGCUGAACUCUCUGAGCGGAUCUCCAGCCUUGAGCAGGAAGUGACCCGGUACAAAGAGGAGGCUGGGAAGGCCCAAUCUGAGGUGGAACGACUUCUCGAGAUCCUCAGGGAGAUGGAGAAUGAAAAGAAUGACAAGGAGAAAAAGAUUCAUGAACUAGAGAGACAGAUGAAGGACCAAUCAAAGAAGGUGGCCAACCUGAAGCACAAGGAGCAGCUGGAAAAGAGCAGGAAUGCCCAGCUGAUGGAAGAGGCCAAGAAGAGAGAGGACAAUCUGAACGAAAGCUCGCUGCAGAUAAAGGACUCUCUCCGUCAGAAGGAGGAGCGCAUUGAGGAGCUGGAGGAAGCGCUGAGAGAAAGCGUUCAGAUCACAGCCGAGAGGGAGGUGGUGCUCGCCCAGGAGGAGCAGGCACGCACACAGGCCGAGAAGCAAGUGGAGGACCUGCUGGUUGCUAUGGAGAAGGUGAAACAGGAACUGGAGGUGAUGAAAGCCAAGCUGUCAUCAACUCAACUCUCACUGGCUGAGAAGGAAGGUCACCUGACUUCGCUGCGGGCCGAGAGGCGGAAGCACCUGGAAGAGGUCCUUGAGAUGAAGCAAGAGGCACUCCUGGCAGCGAUAAGUGAGAAAGACGCCAAUAUCGCCCUGCUGGAGCUCUCCUCGUCCAAGAAGAAGAAAACCCAGGAAGAGGUCGCAGCUCUGAAGAGGGAGAAGGAUAGUCUGGUUCAACAGCUCAAACAGCAGACUCAGAACAGGAUGAAGCUGAUGGCGGACAACUAUGAGGAUGAUCAUUUGAAGGUUUCAUCCCCAAACUCAGAGCAGCCCAACAAUCACAAACCCUCCCCAGACCAGAUUCUUUCUCCUCUCCUGGAUCUUAAUCAGAAUCGCAGUAAGCUGAAGCUGUACAUCAGUCACCUGACCUCACUCUGUCAGGAGCGAGACCCAAUCAUAUUGAAAGAUUUCGCCCCGCCCCCCGCCUAUCACCGCUCUGACUCCGCCUCCUGGCAUACGCAGCUGCACAGCAUGACGCAGGAACAGUUGGAGGCGGAGUUAGCACUGUGUGAGAGGGAGGGGACGGAGCUCCAGGAGUACGCCAAUCAAGUCCUGCAGCAAAUCGCCGACCGAUGCCCUGACAUUUUAGAGCAAGUUGUCAACGCCUUGGAGGACAGCUGCUGACACACUAAUUCACACACACUGGCAGAAAAUGAUUAAAAAAAAGCUUACAUUCAAACAUUUAUUAGUAUGUAAAAUCAGAAGGCAAACAUUUAACACAGCUUGGCCCCAUAAUUCCCCGAUGCGCAAAUAAAAUCAGUGCUGCACAUGAAUAGGAAGACGUUCCCAGCCUUCACAGAAAAGGGGAACUAAGACAAAAAAUCUAAUUAUUACUGAAAACUAGGCUUAAGUUGCUUUAACUUUCUGUUUAGAGCACUAUAUCAGCAUGCAAGUCAGCUAGAAAUAAUUGGUCAUCUACAUUUAUUUAUAUUACUACCCCAACACAGAAAGAGCCCUCACUGCACCGGCCAUACGUGACACCUUAUAGCGAGCUUCCCAUGUUCUGGGAUUCAGCGGGAGGAUUUGUAUUCGUGACUUGGGGCAAAAAGUAUUUUCAAACCUUCACAAAAAGGUGAACAUAAGCUGAGCUUGCCAGGUUCUUACACGCUGUUGCCACAUUAUUGUAUUAGUUCAGAUUCAAAAAUAUGUUUAUUUCAACUGCCUUUGGCUCUUUACAUCAUUUGCUGCUAUCUUUGUAAUUUUUAGGUUCCUUUUUUUCUCAUUUUCUUUGUUUGUGUCUGAUGAAAUGUCCUAACAUGCAGUUCCUUUCAGCAGUAUUCUCUAGAUAGUUGUGUAAAUUGUAAAGGGAGCGGUUUAAUUAACACAUACACAGCUUUCGUCAGGGGUAACAUGACACUUUAAUCUAUUGUUUCCCAUUAUUGAUGAAAGUACAAACUACAGUAAAUAACUCGCAAAACUCCCUUUAUGAAGACACACUGGCAUGGAUGGUCUGACUUUCUGUUUCACCACUGAAAAUCACACGUCUCCUUCAUUUAUGCCGAAAUUAGGUUCAGAUAAGAAAACCCCUUUUAUGACAAUCCCUUUAGCGUUAACAUGAGGUGUCAAGUCUGAACUUUACUCAUUUACCUUUAGUGAAACAUCUUUUUUUCUUUAUUUUGGGAGGGGAGAAAAUAUAAAGUAAAUGUUAUAUAUAUUUUUUUGCUUUUGGUAAUAUAUAUUAAACACUAAUCUUGUUUAACUGAAAGUGUCGUCAUCUGUUGGUUGGUAUGCUAGCGUAUGGUAAUGCGUCAAAGUCUUUUUUUUUCCUUGGACACUGUUAUUGGGAACGUGUAUUGCACCUACAGAAGGCUUUGUGUCCACCAGGAAUAUUUUCUCAGACUCAGUUUCUUGUUCUUGUUGUUUACAGUGGAAAUGACACUGCAUGUCUCCCACAGCGCUGACAGCCUUAGCAUGAUUUAAACUUUUACGGCAGUGAGCACUAGAGGUUCAAAUUGUUUCAGCUUGAAGCAAAAUUUCCUUCUUUUUUUCCCCCACCCUUAUACUGUAUUGAGCGAUGAGGCCAUGACGGGAACUGUUUAGCGCUGCUUCCUGGUAAGAAACACCUGGUGGACACAAAAUCUAAAGACACAGAUUCACAUUACGCUCUCAAAUCUGACUGGGACGCUCACGAGAAAAAAGGAAAAAACAGCUUUUGUUUGUUGGCACCUGAGCAGCGUUUUACAAAGCUCAAAGUCACACGGGUGCAAACGAGAAGCUUCAUUUCAAAGAUACCUGAAAUCUCACACUGCUUUGGGUUGGAGGUUCCUCAGAUGUCUUUUUUUUUGUGGUUGUAUGUUUUAAGAGGGGGACCCCAGCAGAUCUGAGUGUGUUGUAAGUUCAGUAUUUGUUGUCUGUUUUAUACUGAUAAUGUUUGUCACUGGGGGUGAUGAUGACUGGGACUCACUUUAAAUUUCUUGUGGAUUAAAAAUCAGAAUGAGAGAGAAUGGAAUAAAAUAUGGAUUUAUCUUUA